AUGUAUGUGGGAAACAUGUUUAUAGCGGACGACAACGGAAUCACGAAAAACAGUUUGAAGACCAAUAAUUCAGUUUUACUGGCCUUUUAUGAAGCCGUUCAUCUCAAUAGGAAUUUCAUUACACUUCUCACAACUUCUUCGACUGAAGUUUAUAGUAUUCCCAACGAAAGCACCGAAACUUCAAAUGAAAUAAAUAAAGACACGUUGGAAUCAAUGCAAAGUCCACCGUCUAAUCUAUUGGUGGCUUUUUUAGAGUUUUCUUCUAUUGUUAUGCUUUACACAAAAGACGAAGCGAUACUACAGACAUCGCGUCUAUGUUUUAUAAUCCUAACGUGUAUAACCGAAGACCAGUGCGCCAACGCUAUCAUGCAUGACAUGAAUAUGCCGUUUACGGUUCAGUUGCACCGUAUGCAAAUGAGACACAGAAAAGUGUGUCCACAGAGCAAACUGUCGCGACCCCUGUCUUACACAGUGAUGGACUUAAUGGUAGAAUUCAUAUUAACUCAUACGCGAAAAAAUCUGUUACUCGAUCUCUAUCUGCUCUGCAUUGGAGUGAUUCACCGUUUGCUGUGUUAUCAGAAGAAAUGCAAAAUCAGAGUGGAUUACGCGUGGAAGGAGUUGUGGACCGCUUUGAUUGUGUUAAUGAAAUUCAUUUUGACCAACGAAUCGGAGCUAUUAAAGAGGUGUAAUAUAUUCACAUUGGCUCUAAAUGUGGUCAAUAUAUUCAAUCUGUUUAUAACUUUUGGCGACACAUUUCUACCAUCGCCUCAAUCCUACGAUGAGCUCUAUUAUGAGAUAAUUCGUAUGCAUUCAGUCUUCGAGCAGCUCUACUCAAUGACGCUCCGGUAUGCGUCAAACGAUAAGGCAGAGCACAAAGAGUCGGCCGCAAAGCUUUCCUCUUCACUCGUUAACAUCAAAGCCAUUAUAAAUCAUUUUAACGCCAAAAUCGAGUCCUACUCUUCCUUACAUCAGAUCUCUUCGUUAACUGAAGAACAAGUGCUGGAAAUUGUUCGCAACAAUUACGACACUUUGACGCUUAAACUUCAGGAUAAUUUGGAUCAAUUCGAUCGAUACGAUCCGGAAAAACAAUACGAGUCCAAGUUUUUCACUGAAUUACUCCGUUUUGUUAUUAAUGACUACAGAAAGUCGUCUGACAUUACAUUAAGCGCUGAAGAACAGCACCAUUUGAUGCAAGACUUGCAAAUGCACUCAAGUCUAUGUAAUGAUAUACAUGUGGAUAAUGGCCAACAGCCCCAUGGGGUGUUAAAUGAGGGGUCCCUGACUCGGUCUCUUCAUUUGUUAUAA
Messenger RNA from Medioppia subpectinata, 1305 nucleotides. Lineage: Eukaryota; Metazoa; Arthropoda; Arachnida; Sarcoptiformes; Oppiidae. The record is from the annotation of a GenBank genome assembly.